AGGAGGGACAGGUGGUGCGGGCUGUCCAGGAAACCUACCUGAACGGGAAGGAGCCCCAGGAGGGAGAGGGACCCGGCGAGGGGCUCAGGACCCGGAGGCGCCGGCGGAGGAGGAGGUGGUGACUGGCAGGCCCGGGCCCCACGGUACCUCCGGGGCUGAAGGGGACGCAGGACGUAGGGGCAUGGGGAGUCGGGCGCAGAAGAGUGCGGGGAACCGGUGAGCUCUGGGAGCCACUGCCUGAGGGCAGGCCGCGGCCGGCGGGAACCUCUUCUGCCAUCUCAGCCUGGGCGUCGCUGAAGCUGUGUCUGCGGGGAGGCAGCGGAAGGCGGCAGAGGCUGGGAGGCGGCAGAAUGCAGCCAGAGGAGGGCACAGGCUGGCUGCUGGAGCUGCUGUCCGAGGUGCAGCUGCAACAGUACUUCCUGCGGCUCCGAGACGACCUCAACGUCACCCGCCUGUCCCACUUUGAGUACGUCAAGAAUGAGGACCUGGAGAAGAUCGGCAUGGGCCGGCCUGGCCAGCGGCGGCUGUGGGAGGCUGUGAAGAGGAGGAAGGCCUUGUGCAAACGCAAGUCGUGGAUGAGUAAGGUGUUCAGUGGGAAGCGACUGGAGGCUGAGUUCCCCCCUCAUCACUCUCAGAGCACCUUCCGGAAGACCUCGCCCGCCCCUGGGGGCCCAGCAGGGGAGGGGCCCCUGCAGAGCCUCACCUGCCUCAUUGGGGAGAAGGACCUGCGCCUCCUGGAGAAGCUGGGCGAUGGUUCCUUUGGCGUGGUGCGCAGGGGCGAGUGGGACGCGCCCUCAGGGAAGACGGUGAGUGUGGCUGUGAAGUGCCUGAAGCCUGAUGUCCUGAGCCAGCCAGAAGCCAUGGACGACUUCAUCCGGGAGGUCAAUGCCAUGCACUCGCUCGAUCACCGCAACCUCAUUCGCCUCUACGGGGUGGUGCUCACGCCGCCCAUGAAGAUGGUGACAGAGCUGGCACCUCUGGGAUCGUUGUUGGACCGGCUACGUAAGCAUCAGGGCCACUUCCUCCUGGGGACUCUGAGCCGCUACGCUGUGCAGGUGGCUGAGGGCAUGGGCUACCUGGAGUCCAAGCGCUUUAUUCACCGUGACCUGGCUGCCCGCAAUCUGCUGUUGGCUACCCGCGACCUGGUCAAGAUCGGGGACUUUGGGCUGAUGCGAGCACUACCUCAGAAUGACGACCAUUACGUCAUGCAGGAACAUCGCAAGGUGCCCUUCGCCUGGUGUGCCCCCGAGAGCCUGAAGACACGCACCUUCUCCCAUGCCAGCGACACCUGGAUGUUCGGGGUGACACUGUGGGAAAUGUUCACCUACGGCCAGGAGCCCUGGAUUGGCCUCAACGGCAGUCAGAUCCUGCAUAAGAUCGACAAGGAGGGGGAGCGGCUGCCCCGGCCCGAGGACUGUCCCCAGGACAUCUACAACGUCAUGGUCCAGUGCUGGGCUCACAAGCCAGAGGACAGACCCACGUUUGUGGCCCUGCGGGACUUCCUGCUGGAGGCCCAGCCCACAGACAUGCGGGCCCUUCAGGACUUUGAGGAACCGGACAAGCUGCACAUCCAGAUGAAUGAUGUCAUCACUGUCAUCGAGGGAAGGGCCGAGAACUACUGGUGGCGUGGCCAGAACACACGGACGCUGUGUGUGGGGCCCUUCCCUCGCAACGUGGUGACCUCCGUGGCCGGCCUGUCGGCUCAGGACAUCAGCCAGCCCCUGCAGAACAGCUUCAUCCACACAGGGCAUGGCGACAGUGACCCCCGCCACUGCUGGGGCUUCCCGGACAGGAUUGACGAACUGUAUCUGGGAAACCCCAUGGACCCCCCCGACCUCCUGAGCGUGGAACUGAGCACCUCCCGGCCCCCCCAGCAUCUAGGAGGGGUGAAAAGGGAGCCUCCACCUCGCCCACCUCAGCCUGCCUUCUUCACUCAGAGUAAGUGGGGCUGCUUCCGAUGCCUUGGCCCCCGCCCCCGCCCCCUCUCUCUCACUCCUCUCCUGGAAGAACCAACCUAUGACCCUGUGAGCGAGGACCAAGACCCCUUGUCCAGUGACUUCAAGAGGCUGGGCCUGCGGAAGCCAGGCCUGCCCCGAGGGCUGUGGCUGGCGAAGCCCUCGGCGCGGGUGCCGGGCACCAAGGCCAGCCGAGGCAGCGGGGCUGAGGUCACGCUCAUCGACUUUGGUGAGGAGCCCGUGGUCCCGGCCCUACGGCCCUGCGCGCCCUCCCUGGCGCAGCUGGCCAUGGACGCCUGCUCCCUGCUGGACGAGACCCCGCCUCAGAGCCCCACGCGGGCACUGCCCCGGCCUCUGCACCCCACACCUGUGGUGGACUGGGACGCACGCCCGCUGCCCCCCCCGCCCGCCUAUGACGACGUGGCCCAGGAUGAGGAUGACUUUGAGAUCUGCUCCAUCAACAGCACCCUCGUGGGCGCGGGGGUCCCUGCCGGGCCCAGCCAGGGCCAGACCAACUACGCCUUUGUGCCUGAGCAGGCGCGGCCGCCCCCUCCCCUGGAGGACAACCUGUUCCUCCCGCCCCAGGGUGGGGGCAAGCCGCCCAGCUCCGCACAGACGGCAGAGAUCUUCCAGGCGCUACAGCAGGAGUGCAUGAGGCAACUGCAGGCUCCGGCCGGCUCCCCGGCCCCCUCUCCCAGCCCGGGGGGUGACGACAAGCCCCAGGUGCCUCCUCGGGUACCCAUCCCCCCUCGGCCCACGCGCCCACACGUCCAGCUGUCUCCAGCCCCCUCGGGCGAGGAGGAGACCAGCCGGUGGCCUGGACCUGCUUCCCCUCCCCGGGUGCCUCCGCGGGAGCCCCUGUCCCCUCAAGGCUCGAGGACACCCAGCCCCCUGGUACCACCUGGCAGCUCCCCGCUGCCACCCCGGCUCUCAAGCUCACCUGGGAAGACCAUGCCCACCACCCAGAGCUUUGCCUCAGACCCCAAGUACGCCACCCCCCAGGUGAUCCAGGCCCCUGGCCCGCGGGCUGGUCCCUGCAUCCUGCCCAUCGUCCGGGAUGGCAAGAAGGUCAGCAGCACCCACUAUUACUUGCUGCCCGAGCGACCAUCCUACCUGGAGCGCUACCAGCGCUUCCUGCGUGAGGCCCAGAGCCCCGAGGAGCCGGCCCCCCUGCCUGUGCCUCUGCUGCUGCCCCCACCCAGCACCCCAGCCCCCGCCGCCCCCACGGCCACCGUGCGGCCGAUGCCCCAGGCUGCCUUGGACCCCAAGGCCAACUUCUCCACCAACAACAGCAACCCAGGGGCCCGGCCACCACCCCCGAGGGCCACUGCUCGGCUGCCACAGAGGGGCUGCCCUGGCGAUGGGCCAGAGGCGGGCCGGCCAGCAGACAAGAUCCAGAUGCUGCAGGCCAUGGUGCAUGGGGUGACCACAGAGGAGUGCCAGGCGGCCCUGCAGUGCCACGGCUGGAGCGUGCAGAGGGCUGCCCAGUAUCUGAAGGUGGAGCAGCUCUUCGGGCUGGGUCUACGGCCCAGAGGGGAGUGCCACAAAGUGCUGGAGAUGUUCGACUGGAACCUGGAGCAGGCCGGCUGCCACCUUCUGGGCUCCUGGGGCCCUGCCCACCACAAGCGCUGAGAUGCGUCUGGAGAGCCAGAGGGCCUGCCUGAAGGAAUCACCUGAGCCUGUUCGUCCACCAGGAGUGGGGAGAUGCCCCCAUCCAGUCCUAGAGGACCCACUGCUCCUGCUGCUCCCAGGGAUGGAGCAAGGCCAAGUCUGCGGGAGGCUGGGAGCCCUGCCCUGUCCAUCCCUCCCGCACCAGCGCUGUCCCUGCACACUUUGGUUCAGUCCCGGUGCCCCAGCCAAGAUGUGGAAGGGGCCGGGUGAAGACAGGCCUGAGGGCUGCCCCAGCAGGCUCUGGGUAUGACCUGCCUCUGGCCCUGGUCCUGGGCGGGGCCUGUGGGUGGGGUAGUACCCCCAGGCCCUGCCCUGGGUGACAGACUGGGAGGAAACCAGGCUGGACCUGGGCAGGCGGGAUGUGUUGGCCACAGGGAGAGGCGGACCAGCACCCGGUGGGACCUCUUAGGACUGGGCCUUCUUCCAGGGGGCCCCUGGCAGCAGUUGGGGUGUCGGGCAGAAUGUGACUUGUGGCCUUACCAUGGACUUGAAUGGGACUUGGCUGGCCUCAGGAUCUUGUGCCUGGAAAUAGCCUGAGGUGGCUCAGGAAGCGGAGAAAGGGCGCCAGACCAUCCUCUGGCGGGGACCAGGGCCCAAGGCCCCAGGGCUGGAAGGAGACCAAGGGGCAGCCGCCCUGGAGGGACAUCAGUGCUUCCUCUUCCACGCAAUUCCCCCACGCGGUUCCAUGUUUUCCCACCAGCCUGUCGGCAAAGUUGCUGCUCCGGCAUUCAGUACCUGCUUCUUCCAGAGAAAUAAAGUUAGUUUCUAUUUUAUGUUA
Pan troglodytes (chimpanzee) is the source of this 4404-nucleotide messenger RNA. It is a transcript of the gene TNK2, whose product is annotated as tyrosine kinase non receptor 2. Gene Ontology annotation, molecular function: ATP binding; protein tyrosine kinase activity; protein serine/threonine/tyrosine kinase activity. The transcript is spliced from 16 exons. Lineage: Eukaryota; Metazoa; Chordata; Mammalia; Primates; Hominidae. The coding region runs from base 351 to 3587 and encodes 1078 amino acids. Gene Ontology annotation, biological process: negative regulation of epidermal growth factor receptor signaling pathway; regulation of keratinocyte differentiation; signal transduction. The record is from RefSeq and is a predicted model, not a curated record.